This is a messenger RNA of Dendronephthya gigantea, 1152 nucleotides long. RefSeq names its product zinc finger protein 239-like. Lineage: Eukaryota; Metazoa; Cnidaria; Anthozoa; Malacalcyonacea; Nephtheidae. The record is from RefSeq and is a predicted model, not a curated record. The transcript has 2 exons. The coding region runs from base 120 to 1022 and encodes 300 amino acids. Gene Ontology annotation, molecular function: DNA-binding transcription factor activity; RNA polymerase II cis-regulatory region sequence-specific DNA binding. Gene Ontology annotation, biological process: regulation of transcription by RNA polymerase II.
AAAAAAAGUUCUGCGUCAAAGACUCAAAGGUAGCUAAGCUUUAUCGUUUGUUGAGAAAAGCGACAAUUUAGCAAUCAGUUUUUAUUGAAAUAAAAAGAAGUUGUAAAACACAGUUAAACAUGCCUGAAAAAUGCAAUUACUGUGAUAAGACUUUUUUGCGGAAAAGCAAUUUGACUAAACAUACAAGAACACAUACUGGAGAGAAGCCUUAUGAAUGUGAUGUUUGUGAUAAAAGAUUUUCACAAGCAAACGAUUUAAGGAGACAUAAAAGAACACAUACUGGUGAGAAGCCUUAUGGAUGUGAUGUUUGUGAUAAAAGAUUUUCACGUGCAGGCAGCUUAAAACUACAUAAAAAAACACAUACUGGAGAGAAAUCUCAUGAAUGUGAUGUUUGUGAUAAAAGAUUUUCAAACGCAAGCGAUUUAAGGAGACAUAAAAGAACACAUACUGGAGAGAAACCUUAUGAAUGUGAUGUUUGUGAUAAAAGAUUUUCACUGCCAGGCAACUUAAGAAUACAUGAAAGAACACAUACUGGAGAGAAACCUUAUGAAUGUAAUGUUUGUGAUAAAAGAUUUUCACAGGCAAGCGAUUUAAGGAGACAUACAAGAAUGCACACUAGAGAGAAGCCUUAUGAAUGUGAUGUUUGUGAUAAAAGAUUUUCAAGUGCAGGCAACUUAAGAAAACAUACAAGAACACAUACUGGAGAGAAGCCUUAUGAAUGUAAUGUUUGUGAUAAAAGAUUUUCACGGGCAGGCGAUUUAAGGAGACAUAAAAGAACACAUACUAGCAAAAACUGUUCAUGUGCCAGUUCUUUAAGAAAUCAUAAAAAAUCCCAUGAAUGUGAUGGCCCAGCAAUACAUAAAAGAGCAGGGAAAAUGGCUAAUGUCCAUCUUAAGUUAAAUACAACAGAACCAGUUUGUAUUGGUUAUAUUUGUGGAGUGUGUGGUCAUGAGUUUGAUGUUCAAAGUGAACUUGAAGAUCAUAUAUAUACCACCCAUCAUAAUAUGAUGAUGGCUCACUAACUUGAUUAGAUAAACUGUAAUUAUUUUGUGGGAUAUCUUAAUAUUUUGUUCAUGUCAUUUCAAAUAUACAGAACUUGUUGUUAUUAUUUUAUAAGAAUUAGGUUUUUUUCAUCACUUGCAUGUUGAAUAU